This is a messenger RNA of Cyclopterus lumpus (lumpfish), 2400 nucleotides long. Its product is annotated as protocadherin alpha-3-like. Gene Ontology annotation, molecular function: calcium ion binding. Gene Ontology annotation, biological process: homophilic cell-cell adhesion. NCBI's taxonomy places the organism in Eukaryota, Metazoa, Chordata, Actinopteri, Perciformes, Cyclopteridae. The transcript has a single exon. Gene Ontology annotation, cellular component: plasma membrane. The record is from RefSeq and is a predicted model, not a curated record. The coding region runs from base 1 to 2400 and encodes 799 amino acids.
AUGGGAGAAGGAAGACAAAGGCUCCGAGUGAGCUGCUGGUGGGUUGCCGGGAUUCUGUUGCUGUGCUGUGGGGAGCGGAUUCUGGGUCAGCUUCGAUACUCGGUUCCAGAGGAAGUACAAGUGGGAUCCCCUGUCGGAAAUGUUGCCAAGGAUUUAGGGCUUGACGUCAGCACUUUGACAGACAGGCGGUGUCGUAUUGUUUCGGGGCCCAACCAUGCUCUGUUUCAGUUAAACCAAAACAAUGGAGUGUUGUAUAUUGGGCAUAUCGUGGACCGCGAAGAGCUCUGUGAUGGCAUCAAGGUUUGUUUGAUAAACCUGAAAAUUGUUGUCGAAAGCCCACUGGAAAUACAUUACGUCAGUGUUGAAAUAUUGGAUGUUAAUGACCAUUCACCGAUUUUUCCAGAAAGCGAGCAACAACUGGAAAUAGCAGAGCAUACUCCUCCAGGUACUCGUUUCCAAAUCCAUGCUGCUAGAGACCCUGAUGUCGGUCCACAGUCAGUCCGAUUAUAUAAAUUGAGCCCAAAUGGCUUUUUUGACACUGAAAUCAGAGACAGCGAGGAGGACAAGAUACCAUUUUUAGUGCUGAAAAAGCCCUUAGAUAGGGAGCAAAAGUCAGAACACCAUUUUGUGUUAACGGCUCUUGAUGGGGGAAGUCCGUCGAAAUCUGGGAGUCUUAAUUUGACUAUAACUGUGCUAGAUGCAAAUGAUAACCGCCCUGUGUUCAGCAAAGAUAUAUAUACUGUGUCAUUAGAUGAAAAUGCCCCGAUAGGAACUCUUGUAAUACAAUUAAACGCUACAGAUUUAGAUGAAGGAUCGAACAGCGAAAUUGAAUACACGUUUGGAAAAACCCAGAAGAGAAAAGUGCACGAUACAUUUGAAUUAGACAGCGUUACUGGUGAGAUUCGAGUGAAAGGAAAAGUGGACUUUGAGGACACGGAGAUUUAUAGACUAGAUCUGCAGGCAUCAGAUAAAGGCCAGCCACCUUGGACGGCUGAAUGUAGAGUUGUGAUAAAAAUAAAAGACGUGAAUGACAACCAGCCAGACAUUGAGGUAACAUCAUUGUCCAACGUAGUAGCAGAAGAUUCAAAGCCUGGCACAGUUAUAUCACUUAUUAGUGUUAUGGACAAAGAUUCGGGCUUAAAUGGGAAAGUUAUUUGUAAAAUCUUGGAUAAUGUUUCUUUUGAUUUAACACCAUCCAUUGAGGAACAUAUGUACUCUCUUGUCACAAAAGGGCGUUUAGACAGAGAAAUGGUGUCCCAUUAUGAUAUCACAAUAACAGCUACUGACUGUGGUGAUCCUCCGCUUUCCAAUGUAAAAUCCUUCCUUGUUCAGGUGGCAGAUGUAAAUGACAACAGGCCACUUUUUAGUCAGAAUCCAUUUGAACUUUAUUUAGUAGAAAAUAAUGUCCCCGGGGAAUUAAUAUAUUCUGUUAGCGCUGCUGAUAGUGAUCUGAAUGAAAAUGCAGCAAUAACAUACCACAUUGUGAGAGGUAAAGGGCUGCAUCGUGAUAUGACAUCUUUUCUGAAUGUAAAUUCGGAAAACGGACACAUAUCUGCGCAAAAAAGAUUUGACUUUGAAACCCUGAAAACGUUCCAGUUCCAAGUUGUCGCCUCAGAUUCUGGAACUCCGUCACUAAGCAGCAACGUCACAGUGAACGUGUUCAUUCUGGAUCAGAACGACAACGCUCCAGUCAUCCUGUAUCCAGUCAGCUCGAACGGUUCUGCUGAAGGUGUGGAGAAGGUUCCCCGCAAUGUGAACGCAGGACACUUGGUGACUAAAGUCAGAGCCUAUGACGCUGAUAUCGGAUAUAACGGCUGGCUGCUGUUUUCACUGCAGGAAGUUACUGACCACAGUCUCUUUGGGUUGGACCGCUAUACAGGACAGAUCAGAACACUUCGCUCAUUCACAGAGACAGACGAGGCGGAGCAUAAACUGGUCAUACUGGUGAAAGACAAUGGGAACGUGUCACUCUCAGCAACAGCGACUGUGGUUGUCAAAGUUGUGGAGGCCAAAGAGGAUUUUGCUGCUUCUGAUGUUAAAAGUGCAACAAAGGAUGAGCAGGAUAAUAAUGUGACUUUCUACCUGAUGAUAACUUUGGGCUCAGUUUCAACACUUUUUCUCAUCAGUAUCAUCGUGCUGAUUGCAAUGCAGUGCUCUAAAUCCACAGAAUACACUUCUAAAUAUCUACAAGAGACUAAUUAUGACGGGACUCUGUGUCACAGCAUCCAGUACAGAUCUGGAGAGAAACGCUACAUGUUAGUUGGACCCAGAAUGAGUAUAGGAUCUACUAUAGUCCCGGGCAGCCACACGAACACACUGGUGCUCCCUGACAGGAGACAUACAUCUGGAGAGGUAAGACAUAGUUUUCGAUUUUACAUCAUGCUUUUUGACAAUACAUAA